This is a messenger RNA of Plasmodium vinckei vinckei, 2553 nucleotides long. RefSeq names its product conserved Plasmodium protein, unknown function. Gene Ontology annotation, biological process: DNA replication initiation. Gene Ontology annotation, molecular function: chromatin binding. The transcript has a single exon. The record is from RefSeq and is a predicted model, not a curated record. Gene Ontology annotation, cellular component: nucleolus. Bases 1 to 2553 code for a protein of 850 amino acids. Lineage: Eukaryota; Apicomplexa; Aconoidasida; Haemosporida; Plasmodiidae.
AUGAGUAAGAUUAAAAAAAAAAGAAAACAUACAUAUGUGGAGGAAGAAGAAAACGAAGUCAGGAAAUUUAAUAACAAUUUUGAUAAAAAUGUUAGACGGAAAAUUUUUAAUUUGCCAAAAAUAAAAGGAAAUGGGAUGGUAAUUUAUGAUGAAGAAGAUGACUAUAAUGACAAUGAGGACCAAAUAAGACAAAAAAAAAAAAGUAGAAAAGAAGAAAAAAGAGAACAAAAAUUAAAAAGUAUAUUACAAGAUAUGAAUAAAAAAAAAACAAACAUAAUUAAAAAUUCUAUUGAAGAUGAAAUGAUUAAUAUAUCAAAUAAAAUGAAUAAUUAUAAAGACAUUAAAAAUGUGAUUGCUGAUAUUUGUAAUAAUAUUAUGGGUGAUCAAACAAUAUACAUAGAUAAGUUCGAGUUACUUUUCCACAUUUUCAACGAAGCGAUAAAACGGAAAAACAAAAUAAUUAACAAUCAACCGUUUGCUAAUGUGCCUAAAAAUGGACACACAAAUGAAUAUAAAAGAAAAUAUUUCGAGGAUAUUACUAAUGUAGCUUCUAUUUCUAUAUGUACCGUUUUAAAAUGUAUAACACCAUCAUAUAAAAUUAUAAAUAUGAAAAAUAAUAAUUCAAACAACAACAAACAAAAUAAUUCAUCGAAAAAAUUUUCAAAAAUAGUAGAAAAUAUAAAUAAUAUAGAAGAAAAAAUAGUAAUAUAUUUUAAAAAAUUUUGCAGCAUAUUAAAAGAUAAAAUUAAACAAAAUACUAUUGUUUAUGUAAAUUUACUUUGUGAAAUAAUAACAGUUAAUUUACAUUUAUCAAAAAGUGAAAAUUUAUAUGAUUUAUUAAUUCUAUAUUCCAAUUUGCACACAUAUAAUAAUAUAAAAUAUAACAAGCCAAAAGAGAAUAGCAAAAUUAUGAGUAAAAAUAAUAAAAACUCUGAAAUGAAUAUAAACAUACUUUGUAUGAAAUGUUUAAAUACUAUUAAUGAAAUAAUUGAUAAUGAUUCUAAUUUGUCUAUUACUGUUUAUUUAAUAGAUUAUUUUGUUAAUAAUUUAUUUAAAAGUAAUUGUAAAAUUAGUUCUGACUUGUUAAGAAUAUUUUCAAAAAUUAAAAUUUCAGAAAAAAAAAUUAAUGCAAAAAUAUAUAGCCAAGAUAUGAUAAAUAAUACUUCACUUUUAGACAAAGAUAAUGAUGAAAUAAAUGCAAAAACAAAUAUAUGUGGUGAAUUAAAAAUAAUAGAAAAAAAUACAGAAAAAAUAUUGGAUAAUCUUUUUUUUGUUUAUUUGUGUGUAUUAAGAGAACAUAAUAAAUAUUCUACAAUUUUUGUAAAAAAUGUAUUAUAUGCUAUAUCAAAAUAUUCCCCUUAUAUUAAUAAAUUAUUAAUGGAUGAUGUAUUCCAGGAAAUAAAAGCUUUAGCAAUAGGGAAUGAUAAAAAAACAGGAGAUACAGAUGAUAAAAAUAAUGUAGUAUGUUCAAACUCGUUAAAGUUAGCAUCAAUUCAUAUAUUCCUUGAAAUAUUAAACAAAACAAAUGAUCAUAUAUAUAUCGAUUGUUCAUGGGUUGCUCAAUCUCUAAUUGAUUUAUUAGAUUCAGAUUUGCCAUAUUUUCAUAUAGGAUCUGCUUGCUACCUUUUUGAAAAUACAAAUUUUAUUUAUAAUAAUUUUUUUGACAGUAAUAAAGGAAGGGAUAACAAUUUUAAAAAUUCAGAUUCUCUAUCAAAUAGUUACAUAAAUAAUAGCCACUUGAUGGAUAGUUCUAAUAAUAUUGAAUCACGAGAAAGUAAAUAUAAUUUUUCAUCAGAGCUACUAUAUUGUAUACACUUACUUUUGAUAACAAAAAAUUUUACUAUAAACUAUAAUACUUUUAAAUCUAGCAAUAAUAGGUUACUAGCUAAAAUUGUUCAUAAAUUAUAUAAUAUUUCUUUACAUUCAGAUUAUAUAAUAUCUUUUUGUUUUUUAAAAUUAAUUAAAAAUAUUCUCGAUAAAUAUCCAUUAGUUAAGCCAAUUGUUGAAAUGGAUGGUAUUACUAUUUCUAUUAUGGAUGGAAAUUUAUCAGUUUUUUUUCAAAAUAUUUGUUUUCAUUCUUUUUAUUUUAAUAAUAUAUCAUCCCUAGCUUUUGAUAUAUCACUAAAUGAUUCAAACGAUAUUUAUAGAACCGAAUUAAAUGAAUAUAUGAACAGAAAUAAUAUUAUUGGACAAAAUAAAAUUAUUAAUUAUAAUCUUAAUUUAAAAGAAAAAGCUAUUAUUGAUAAUGAUAAAAUGGCUAGUUAUAAGCCUAGCGAUAUUUUUUGUAAAAAUAUUACAGAUUAUAAAAAAAAUGAUAAAUAUAAUAAUCUUGAUAAGAAAAAAUUUAAGCACACAAAUAAUAUUUCUUAUAAUUCAUCUACAAAUAUGAAUAAAACUUUAGCAGUAAAUCUUACACACCCACAUAUGUUGAUGGCUAUGGAUUUUAUAGAAAUAGUUUUUUCUCCAUACAAUGAGUUUAUAACAAACUUUCAAAUCAACUCUUCUACAAGAAUGAACAAGAAUAGUAAUACAGACAAUGGUGCUGCUGAUUAA